AUGACUUCUCAUCACUGCAGUUCUCUCCUCAGUGGAAAGGUUCCAGAGGCCAAGCCUGCCUCCCUAUGCCUGUCGGCCACCCUGGCACAUGCCAACCGAAUGCGUGUGCGGGCAACCCCUCUGGGCAAACCCAGCCUCUGUAUGCCCCACAGCUGCCGCACCGCUUGCCCCUUGCCAGGGACCUGCAACAUUCCCAGCAACAUUGGAGUCUGUGAGAACUAUGGGGAAGGCGCCCCGAAUGGCCACGAGAAGGUGACCAUGCAGUUCCUGAACGAUCGCCUGGCCAACUACCUGGAGAAGGUGCGUCAGCUGGAGCGGGACAAUGAGGAGCUAGAGACCAGGAUCCGAAAGUUGAGCAAAUGCCAUGAGUCCACCAUGUGUCCAGACUACCAGUCCUACUUUCAGACCAUUGAAGAGCUCCAGCAGAAGAUCCUGUGCAUCAAAUCUGAGAACAACAGCCUGGUUGUGCAAAUAGACAAUGCCAGGCUGGCUGCAGAUGACUUCAGGACCAAGUACCAGAUGGAGCACUCGCUCUGCCAGCUGGGGGAGGCCGACAUCUGCGGCCUGCGCAGCAUGCUGGAUGACCUCACACUUGCCAAGUGUGACCUGGAGGCCCAGCUGGAGUCCCUCAAGGAGGAGCUGCUCUGCCUUAAGAAGAACCACGAGCAGGAAGUCCACCUUCUGAGGAGCCAGCUGGGGGACAAGCUCCAGAUUAAGCUGGAUGCGGAGCCCACCGUGGACAUGAGCAGGGUGCUGCAGGAGAUGAGAUGCCACUAUGAGGCCUUGGUGCAGACCAACCACAAUGAUCUGGAAGAGUGGUUCCAAGAUCAGUCUGAAAGCAUCAGCAAGCAGGACGUGUCCUGCUCCGAGGAGCUGCGGUGCUGCCAGUCGGAGAUCCUGGAGCUGAGACGCACGGUGAACGCCCUGGAGGUGGAGCUUCAGGCCCAGCAGACACUGAAAGACUGUCUGCAGAACUCCCUGUGUGAAGCUGAUGCCCGCUUCGGCACUGAGCUGGCCCAGAUGCAGGUCCUGAUCAGCAACGUGGAGGAACAGCUGUCUGAGAUCCGGGCUGACCUGGAGCGGCAGAACCAGGAGUACCAGGUGCUGCUGGACGUCAAGGCCCGGCUGGAGGGCGAGAUCAACACGUACCGGAACCUUCUGGAGAGCGAGGAUUGCAAGCUCCCUUGCAACCCAUGUGCUACAACCAAUGCAUGUGACAAGCCCAUUGGGCCUUGUGUCUCCAAUCCUUGUGCAACCCAUGUGUUACAAUAUCUAUUAUCUAUUAUCUAUUGCAAUAUCUAUUAUCACAAUGACACACUUGUGUAA
Messenger RNA from Neomonachus schauinslandi (Hawaiian monk seal), 1326 nucleotides. Its product is annotated as keratin, type I cuticular Ha8-like. The transcript has 8 exons. NCBI's taxonomy places the organism in Eukaryota, Metazoa, Chordata, Mammalia, Carnivora, Phocidae. The record is from RefSeq and is a predicted model, not a curated record. Gene Ontology annotation, molecular function: structural molecule activity. The coding region runs from base 1 to 1326 and encodes 441 amino acids.